AUGACGGGCGACGGGCAGGACAGCCCUACACAUCUGCGCCAUUGGCAGUCCACUCGUUCGCACCUAUCGUGGCAUCAGACGAACAGCCUAACCGACACGCUAGUAACCUCUCUAUCGCCACAACUACUCAUCCCACACCUGUUACAAGCUGUUCAGAGACAAGACGCCCCCGAGGCGUACAGCCUGUUGAAGGUGUUCAUCACCACAGCUCCCUCAUUGUUUCGAGAGGCGGCAGCGGCCUUAACCAGUCUCCCUCGAACUUGCAUCACCCAGAUCUUUCAAACCCUCGACCCCGUGGAAGCAGGGUCGCGCCUUGAUUGCACUCAUGGACUGCUCAUUUCAGAGAAUCUCCAAGAAUACAGUCCGGUCGCACGCGCCUUUGACGAACUGGGUGUUCGCAAAAUUUACAAGGAUGUCUUUGCCACUUUGCUUGCUUUUGCAGACAUCGUCAUCCGACAUGGCCACAGCCUCAUCAUUCCAGAAUACAUCGUUCUCCUACGAUGCGCAGGCGCAACCUCAGACCCGAUGGCUGCGAAAGACGUCUGGAAGAUGAUGGACAAGGCCGGCGUCACCGACGCCCGAACGGGACAUGCCCACGACGAAUUCAUGAAGGCCCGCUUCCUCACCGAACCCUUAUACCUACAGAACGAUCUGGCGCGAGGUCGUCUCCGGCCGCGCAAUCUCAGCGGUGCCAGGAAGACGCGAUCCAUCUCUUCCUCUCUACGAGGCCGCCUCGAAAAGCUCCGACUAUACAGGACACGUGCAAGGCGCUUCCAAUACGGCCAAGCGCCACACCAACCAGAGAGGGACCUUGCUCGGGUACUGAGCCUGCCACAUCCACUCAAGAGAAUUUGGCACGGUUUGAUAAACCGAGGCAUCAAACCCGAUCACCAACUCUACUGCACUUACAUGAUAGCGUGCGGCCGGGUCGGCAAUCUGUUCCAGAUCAUCCAUUCCCUGGCGAAAGACCUGGGACUCGAGUUCUCCGACGUUGAGGAUCAUCGAUUGACCAACAUCAGCGGGGGGUUCAACUUCCCGCGGGGCUCUUCUCUCGCCCCAACGACGCGGCUACUGCAUGCCGUCGUCCACUCGCUCGGGACGGCCGGCUAUGUCGUGCUGGCCAAGAAGGUGCUCCAGCACCUUUCCCGGCGGUACGGGCUGACGAUACCGGCCACUACCUGGUCAGACCUUCUCGAGUACACGUACAUGAGUUCGACGCAUGACGCCAGGACGGAAUGGGCCCUGUUCGAGGCGAGGUCGGUCCGAAACAGAGACAUCCAGGCCCAAGACGUCAUCGACGUGUGGGAAACCAUGCUCUCGGAACCCUACAACACCCAACCUACCUUGGAGGACCUGGACAAGUACACGAAUGCCCUUCUCCAAGUGGGGAGAUUCGAAGACGCCGUCGAAGCCAUUAGGCUGGGAAGCAGCCAUUACCACAGCUUGACGCAUGACGUCCACGACGCGCUCGCCGAAUCCCUCUAUCCGUCCGCCCUUCCCAGCGCCACGGACCAAUACCUCCGGGCCAAAGCGCGCCAGCACCGGUCCUGGUUCACCAUCCAGCGCUGGUGCGAACGGUGGCUCCGACGCACCAGCAGGCAGAACCUGGCAGACGAGACCGUGUCCACCCAGGCCAUACCCGAUUUCGUCGCCGAGUUUCGCGCCUUCAUCCCCUCGCCCGCCGUGUAUCACACCCCGGGCGGGCUGGUCCGGCUCUUCGCGUCGGAGGGCACGAAGGCGAAGUACCGAUGGCGGAAGGAGGAGGUGCAGUCGACGCCCACGCUCGUUCUGCGGCGCGACAAGACGGAUCCCGUCGUCGGCGGCGAGCGGGGGGAGCAGCUCCGCAACGAGCAGGGGCAGCCGCUGUAUCAUCGGAAGAACAGGCUUUUCCAGCAGACGUUUGAGCGCGGGGUUCGCGUGCGUAGGACGCUGGCGUGGGAGGAGGUUGGGGUCCUGAGGUAUUGCAUGCGAGAGGCGGACGACGUGCGGGACGGCGCGCGGUUGCCAUCGCUCAGGGUGGGCAGGAUGGCGGAUUGUGUGGAGUGGUGA
Molecule: messenger RNA, 2049 nt
Organism: Sodiomyces alkalinus F11
Lineage: Eukaryota; Fungi; Ascomycota; Sordariomycetes; Glomerellales; Plectosphaerellaceae
Exons: 1
Coding region: 1-2049 (682 amino acids)
Molecular function (GO): protein binding
Source: RefSeq, a predicted model, not a curated record